AUGAGCGGCUGGGCAAAUGCACAUGGACCUCCAUGGUCUUUCAUGUUCACUGCCAAGGUCGAUGGCACUUUCAUCGAUCUCUCGAUUCCAGGAGAGUUCCAUUAUGAGCCUGCAAACCCUAACGAUACCAUGGCUGAGGCCUUCCUCACCAGCUUCCUGCAAACCCGUAAUAGUCUUCUGAUUACUAUUCAAGGAGAUUCUGCAAGUACACCAUUUGCAUCACUCCAGCCAGCCCUUGAGGCGUGA
Suillus subaureus is the source of this 246-nucleotide messenger RNA. RefSeq lists its product as uncharacterized. The transcript has 3 exons. Lineage: Eukaryota; Fungi; Basidiomycota; Agaricomycetes; Boletales; Suillaceae. The coding region runs from base 1 to 246 and encodes 81 amino acids. The record is from RefSeq and is a predicted model, not a curated record.